AUGUUAACGCAGCACCCACCUGGUUCCCCUAGCCACGCGAAAUUCUCACCACAUCUAGCCGAUGUCGUGGACGCAGUGACUUCUCAGAACCGAAUGUUCCAGCGCCGAACAUCGGUAUAUCAGAAAUACCAUCUCUUAGAAAACAUUCGGAAGAAAUCAUGGCUUGGGCCGCCGUCAGAGACGAUCUACGGGGGUAUAUCCUUCUCCCUCGAAAACGACGGCAAAGACAUCGGCAUUGCCCUCGCGAUCCGAGAUACAGUCUACUUUCUUGAUUUCUGCGAACACCACUUCUCCAUCGGCAAGGAUGAGUCCGGAUCCGAGAAAAUAACGCAGUUCAUCAUCGACCAGCUGCGUACGUAUGAACAGGAUCAUCUGGAGAAAUUCUUUGGAAUCGCGAUGCCUUCGCUGCUGUUGGAGAAAUGUCCGCGGCUUUGUUCGCGGAUGUGGGCGGAGCUAGAUAUCGUGCCGUUCAUACUUAAUCCCAGAGGAGCGCAUAAUGUCGAGUGGAUUAAUAUGGGGCUGUGGCAGUCGAAGACGUUGGACGAGAGGGCGGAAUCUAUUGCUAGGAAGUGUAUCUCAUACUUUGGCCCUAAUCAAGCACCCCUGUUACAAGUUGGUUUCCGAGGUCUGGUUGAUGUCGAUGCAGGUUCUACAGCUGUGCUUACUACUCUCUCGGACUAUGAGAAGACCGUGGGAGAAAGGACGUGGAAGGCAGUGAUGAAGUAUGCCGCGGACAUGAAGGACCGGAAUGUGAAAAUCGCUUUCUUCAGCAGUACGCCGCAGGGAGGCGGUGUUGCUUUGAUGAGGCAUGCUUUGGUCAGGUUUUCAAACGCCCUCGGGACAAAUAUCAAGUGGUUCGUCCCGCGGCCCCGGCCAGGCGUAUUCCGCAUCACCAAGAACAAUCAUAACAUCCUUCAGGGUGUAGCUGCGCCUGACCAACGUCUGACUGAACAGCACAAACGAGAUCUGACCGACUGGAUCUUUGCAAAUGCAAACAGAUACUGGUUUACUAAAGGUGGUCCACUCGAGCCUCCUGAGAAGGGAGGAGCGGAUAUAAUUAUCAUCGAUGAUCCACAGAUGCCAGGCUUGAUACCUCUGAUCAAGAAAGUAACGCCAAAUCGUCCUGUUAUUUACCGAAGCCAUAUACAGAUCAGGAGCGAUCUGAUUGAUGACCCGAAUUCUCCGCAGGCUGAGUGCUGGCAGUAUUUCUGGGAGAGUAUUCGUCACGCUGACCUCUUUAUCAGCCAUCCUGUUGAGGCGUUUGUUCCGAGUACCGUAUCUCGGGAGUCUGUUGGGUAUCUCCCUGCUUCAACUGAUUGGCUUGAUGGCCUGAAUAAGACCAUGGACGAUUGGGACGUCGGCUACUACGGCCGUGUAUUCAACAACAAAUGCAGAGAGAUAGGCAUGACCACAAUCGAUUACCCCCAAGACGACUACAUCGUUCAAGUAGCUCGCUUCGACCCGUCCAAAGGCAUCUUUGACGUUCUCAAGUCCUACGCUAAGUUCCACGACCUCAUCAAAAACACACCCCACGUCAGCAUCCCUAAGCUCCUCAUCUGCGGACACGGCUCAGUAGAUGAUCCAGACGGUGCUCUCAUCUACGACGCUGUCAUCGAAUACCUAGCAAAACACCUCUCGCAUCUAAAAUCAAAAAUAUGCGUCAUCCAUAUCCCGCCCUCCGACCAGAUUCUUAAUGCCGUCCUAUCCAAAGCCAGAAUCGCCCUGCAGCUAUCCACCCGCGAAGGCUUCGAGGUCAAAGUCUCAGAGGCCUUACAUAAGGGAAAACCAGUCAUCGCUACCAAGGCAGGCGGUAUACCCUUGCAAGUACAACAUGGCAAAAACGGCUAUUUAGUCGAAGUUGGCGACACCGAUGCCGUUGCCGGACAUCUCUACGACCUGUGGACGAACGAUGAUCUGUACGAUUGCAUGAGUUCGUAUGCGUUGCAUAGUGUGAGUGACGAGGUUUCGACCGUUGGUAACAUCCUGUCCUGGCUUUAUCUGGCGAGUGCCAUGUCCAAGGGCCAUAAGUGCAAGCCACACGGUAGGUGGAUUAACGAUAUGGCUAGAGAAACGGCAAAUGAGCCUUAUGUACCCGGUGAGAAUAGGCUGCAGCGUUCGGUGGACGUCAAGCCGUCUGGCUGUUAA
Molecule: messenger RNA, 2145 nt
Organism: Microsporum canis CBS 113480
Lineage: Eukaryota; Fungi; Ascomycota; Eurotiomycetes; Onygenales; Arthrodermataceae
Product: clock-controlled gene-9 protein
Exons: 5
Coding region: 1-2145 (714 amino acids)
Molecular function (GO): glycosyltransferase activity
Source: RefSeq, a predicted model, not a curated record